AUGCUGGCCGCAAGCCCACCAGCCCCACCCAGCUUUCCGCUGCCGCCUGGCCCACCCUGCCCCCCUGCGCCGGUGCCGUUGGUGGCUUCUGCACAGGAUCCUUACCGAGCUGCUUUGCAGCGGAAAGUAGCUGAUGACAUCAUCCAGCGCCUCUCGGCGACUUUGCGCAGAGGUGGGUACCGCCCAGAAGACCUGUUCAGCAAGCUAGAUGCAGAUGGGAGUGGACAUCUAUCCCGACAAGAGUUGCUAAGCAUCAUCUUGCGUUUGGAGCCAGGCUUGUCACCGGCAGAGCAAGACGCCGUUUUUCAGUGCUUCGAUGCUGAUGGAAGUGGCGGUGUCUCUUGGUCUGAGUUCUGGCAGACGAUUCAAGGAGGCGCAGCGAUGGCUUCCCAGCCACUAGCACAGACACUGCCACCGACAGCGUCGGCCAUGCCAUUGGCACCGCUAUCAGGCAUGCCAUUGUCCGCAACAGCGGUUCCAGCACAUGCUGCUGUUCAGACUGGUUUCGACAAAACCAUCCACCCUCAGGAGCUCCAACGACAACGCAUGUUGGCUGAGGAAAUUCUUGGCCGCAUCGCUGCCACGAUCUCGCGCACCGGCCGAAGGCCGCAGGAUUUUUUGCGCGAUGUGCGGGGCACUCUUUUUCGAGCAGAGGUGGAGCAGACCCUCUUCCGCUUCGAGCCAAACCUGACAGCAUACGAGCGGGAUGCAGUCAUGCAACGUUUGGGUGCUGAUGGUCAUGGCAAUGUGGAUGCAACAGAGCUAUGUCGCAUACUAGGAGGCGACUUGUCGCGCACGCUAGAUCCUCGCGCGCUGCCUGCGGAGAUUCCAGUUGGCAUGGCGCCACAGGAGCUACUGCGACAAGUCGCUGCAGAGCUGCGUCGCAGCGGGGUGGAAGCUGCCACCCUCUUCCGGAGCUUGGAUGUUAGCGGUUCCGGACACCUAUCCGCCCAGGACCUCAGCGUGAUGGCGCAGACCUUUUGGCCUGAGUUGACGCAAGACGAGCUUCGGGACUUGUUCCAAACGGUUUGUCGCAACCGGUCAGGCUAUAUUGAGAUGUCGGAGUUUUGUGCAGCACUGGGAUUCGACGAGCGCACAGCGGUUUCCUCUGCGGAGAGUCUCAGGUCUCUCUGCCAGCUGGAGGCGGCCUUGCAGGUGCUGGUGGACAGGGUCCGCAACUCCGUGCUGGAGGCGGGCAUCGAAGUCUUUGAUCUCUUCCAGAAGCUCGAUACGUCGGGCACGGGCUACCUGAGGUAUCAGGAGAUUAGCCUCAUGGCGUACACGUUUGAUUCAGAGCUCACCAGCCAGCAGUUGGAUGCUCUCUUCCGCUACUUUGAUCCACGCGGGUGUGGCAUCGUUGACUUUGAAGGUUUCAAGAGGCGCCUGGGCUUCAUGUCUCGAAAUCACGAGCAGAAGAUGGCCAUGGACCAGGCAGUGAAGCAGCGAAUUGCGGAGGCGGCCCAAACACUUUACGCCAGGGGUUGCAGCGUGCAAGAUGCCUUCGCCAUAUUCGACGCCAACCGCAACGGCUUCCUAGACCAGACGGAAUUUUACCGGCUAUUGGUGGCCUGCGACUGCAAGGUGGGCCUGGAGGAGAGUGACCAAAUCUUUGCCGAGGUCUCCAGGAACGCUGGACGGGUUGACAUCAACGCCUUCGCUCAGGCCUUCGCCAUCAGCCCAGGCCCGGCCACGCGCGCUAUUCCUCGGCAGCCGCAGGUGGAUCAGCGGCGGCGAUUUCAAGCAGCGCAGGUUUGCAGCUGGUUGGAGCCAGCGCUCGUGUCACAGAACCUAGCUUUGGCUGGGCGCGAUCGUCUCAGCCGUCCAGAGUUUGACCGCGUAGCUUUGGCCUUGGAGCCACGGCUGGGCUCGCCAGACCUGGAUCGACUCUGGAGGUUGGCAGGCAACGCGCCAGAGCUGAGCCUCCAGCAGCUGCUGCAGUGCCAGCACCAGGUGUCCAACACCGAUCCAUGGGCAGAAGCGUGCCUGCGACGAAUUGCUCGAAGGCUUGCUCCCGCGCUUAGCAGUCCAGUGAACUUUUUCCAGAGGUUUAACCUCACCGGGUCUGGCUUGCUGUCCUAUGCCGAGUUUGAGCGCAUGGUGCUGGCCCAGGACGGCUCCAUGAGCCGUGAGGAUGUGGGUGCCCUGUGGCGCCUCGCAGAUGCAGACGGAAAUGGGCGCCUGGAUCUCAACGAGUUUGUGGGGCUGCUGCGGCAGGCUCAGCUGGAGGGCAUGACCGCGGCCGCACGGCAGCCUGCGAACAUCUCGGAGCAAGACAUGAUUCUAGAGGCCCGGGUGGCGCAGAUGGAGCGCAGCUUCCGCAACCGGGGCGUUCCAAGCUGA
Messenger RNA from Effrenium voratum, 2340 nucleotides. The record is from the annotation of a GenBank genome assembly. Lineage: Eukaryota; Dinophyceae; Suessiales; Symbiodiniaceae.